AUGUCUACCAAUGUCCAAGAUUCAGCAAUGAUGAUAUGCUAUCGUGAAUGCUUAACAAAUUUAGGCAAAUUUAAUGGCGGGGAGGAUCACAAAAUUUUACAAUUUAUUAAUAAUAUUGAACGAAUUGGACGAAUGAUCGAUGCGAAUGAUGGUAUUUUACAGUGCAUGUGUACGGCGAAAUUAGAUGGCGAGGCAAAGCGUUGGUACGAGAAUAACAUGUCAUUAACUCAAUGGGAUAGUUUGAAAUCGGCAUUGUUAGAAAGAUUCACAACAUCGAGGUCAUCAUCUAAAAUCUUUGAACAAUUAAAGGAACGCAAACAGAAACCUGAUGAAACAAUCACCUCAUAUUAUGAUACUAUCAUUACAUUAUGUCAGGAAUAUGACUCAUCCAUGUCACAAAAAAUGAUGAUUUCAUGGUUAGAAAAUGGAAUUAAAGAUUCGUUAAAGAUUCAAAUAAAACGACAGAUGAAAUUAUUACCUGAAGCAACACGAACCACACAAGCAUUUUUAAAAAUUGCAAAAGAUGAACAAGAAUUACAGAAGGAGAACCCUCCAGAAUCUGAACCAACACCAACAUAUAUGCCAUACUUUGCCAACACCGUAUCAACAACAUUGCAACAAACACAAAAAACACUUGAAGAAGAACCACCAUCUACAUACUCGCCACCACGUUUCGCCACAUACGGACAAAAUAAACACUAUGGAUCAUCAUCUAAAUUCUUAAAACCAUUAAUGUCUGCAUCGCACAACCAAGCCUCAAGUUCUCAAUCACGACCAAUUUCACGUCCACAACGAUCAUCUCAAACAUUUAUGAAUAAUUUACAACAUAAUCAGCAGCAAAAUUAUAAAUCGUUUCAUCCACAAACCGAAUGGAUGUUACAAAUGUGGACAAUUCGAUCAUCAAAUAUACGAUUGUCCGCAGGUUUUCUAUUAACUGGAACCCGUGAUGGUGGUGAUUCCAGUAAUAAAGUACAAUACCCAUCAACAACAAAUUAUACAUCAUUAACACCGUCCACUCCUAUUUAUAUAAAUGUCCAAGUUAAUAACAAACAACAUCAUGCUAUUCUCGAUACAGGAUCUGCAGUUACCAUUAUUAGUCAACAAUUAUUAAAAAGGAUUCACCACAAGAAAUUCAUAAACAAACACAAAUUACACAAGUCAGCCAACUGCACAUCUAUUGACAUUAUCGGCGAAAUCCAGUUGGAAAUUAAAAUACACAAUUAUAAAACAUUUAUUACCGCCGAUGUUGCAGCAAAUCUCGUAACUGACCUACUAUUAGGCAAUGACUGGAUUAAAAACAACAACAUUAUCAUCAACACACCCCAACAACAUAUUAUUAUUGUUGAUGAAUAUCAACAGAUAAUAACAUCAACACCAUUCGUCGAACCACCUGAUCUUAAAUUACACAUUCUCUUAAUUGAUGAAAUCACCCUUCCACCUUACUCAGAAAAGUGCAUUGAUGCAAAAAUUUCAUCACCCAUCAAGAAUAAUGCUGAUGUUAUGUUUGAACCCACACCCAAUUUACAUUCGAAACAAAUUUUACUGGCAAAUGCAUUACUCAAGGUAAAAAAUAAUAAAGCGAAAAUUAUGAUCAUUAACGCCAAUGAUCACCAGCGAACAUUAUCAAGAAAUACUCAAUUGGGUACGAUUUCAUGUAAACCUGAGUCAAGUAAUUAUCUUGUCUUACCGACAUUACCAAAUAACUCAAACACAAGAUUACCGUGUUCACCUAAGCUACGACCAUCAUCAAUCCACGAGAGGAACAACAACACUCUAGUUGGUUGGGCCUGCGCUCAGAAAUCUCCGGAAAAAAGGAAGGUUCGAAAUACGGACUUUGCCUGUUACAUAGAGCACAAAAAUACAUCAAAUUGUCAAUGUUAUAUUUGUCAAGAACAAUUUUUAUCACGAAAUGAUUUACAACAACACCUACGUCAAAAGUGCUAUCCACCAGAAAUACGUGAACAAAUUGAAAAGUUAACCGAACAUAUUGAAGAUGUAAAACAACGUCAAAAAUUACAACAUAUUUUAUGGAAACACGGGAAAUUAUUCGAUCUUAGACAAUCUUCAGUAAUUAAAGCAACAAUUUACCAUGCUAUUGAAACUGGUGAUCAUCCACCUGUCUAUACAUCACCAUAUCGAGUCUCCUAUAAAGAUGAACAAAUACAACGAGAAGAAAUAAAUAAACUAUUAAAACAAGGUGUAAUUGAAGAAUCUACAUCUCCUUGGUCAUCACCCAUCGUCCUGGUUCGAAAGAAGGACGGAUCCGUACGAUUUUGUAUCGACUUUCGAAAACUUAACAAUAUAACGACAAAAGAUGCAUUUCCCAUACCUCGAAUCGAUGAUAUUUUUGAUCACUUAUCUCAAGCCGAAUAUUAUACUACGAUCGAUUUCAAAUCCGGUUAUUUUCAAGUCGGACUUGAUCCCAAAGAUCGCCCAAAGACAGCAUUUUCUACAAGAGAUCAACACUUUCAAUUUACCGUAUUACCUCAAGGUGUUACUAAUGGUCCACCUGCAUUUCAACGCAUAGUUAGCAAAAUACUUGGACCAACACGAUGGCAAUAUUCAUUAGCAUACCUUGAUGAUGUUAUUAUAUAUUCAUCAACCUUUGAUCAACAUUUAACUCAUCUUGAUGAUAUUCUCAAUCGCCUAAAUGAUGCCAAUUUUCGUCUCAAUAUUGACAAAUGUCAUAUAGCUAAAACGUCGAUCGAUUAUCUAGGCCAUCAUAUAGAACAUAGCAAUAUUAGACCAAAUGCAGAUAAUAUCCGGGCAUUAUUAGAAACUGCACAACCAACAACAGCGAAAGAAGCUUUUCGAUUUGUUAAAGCCGCAGAGUAUUAUCGCAAAUUUAUACCAAGAUUUUCCACCAUCGCACAACCACUACAUAAAUUUGCACCAACGACUAAAGAACAACGAUCACAAAAGUCUCAAUCGACACCUAUUACUUUAUCCAAUGAAGAACUUGAUGCAUUUAAUGAACUAAAACGAAUAUUAACAAAUGAUUUGGUACUACGUAUUCCUAAUGAACAAUUACCCUUUAAAAUACAGACUGAUGCAUCAAAAAUUGGAAUUGGAGCUGUGCUUAUGCAGACUCAUCCAAAUGGCGAUUUACCAAUAGCUUAUUUAUCAAAAAAAUUUACAUCAACACAAAUGAAUUGGCCAGCAACAGAACAAGAAUGCUAUGCAAUUAUCUAUGCAAUCGAAAAAUGGCACAAAUAUUUAGAUGAACGUCCAUUCACAAUCGAAACUGAUCACAAACCAUUACUGCCAUUUAAUUUAAAACAACAAUUAAAUUCAAAAUGUGAACGAUGGCGUUUAAAACUGCAACAAUAUCAAUUUACCAUUCGAUAUAUUAAAGGAAAACAUAAUACGGUUGCUGAUUAUUUAUCACGUUCACCAGUAGAUAGUGGAACAAAUGAUGAAGAUGAUUAUACUCCAACAAAAUCCCGAGCUACACAAACCGACACUUUUAUGAAAACGCACAUUGUCGCACCUGUUAUGACUCGUGCACAAGCACAACAACAAGUCAAUGAAAGGAUUGAUUGUCAUUCGACAAAUCAAGCCUGUAAUGAACCACAGCAAAAAAGGAACGUCGACAAAUUGGUCGAUAAUUCCUGUGUGACACAGCAUAAACAAUUAUAUGCAAUGGACAUUAAUGAUGAUCAUAACAAAAUUUUACCAUUUACUCAUGAACAACUGAAAGAAUUACAACAUCAAGACGAACAAACACAACACAUCAUAACGAAUAUUAAAGAUUUCGACGACUAUUUCAUACAAGAUGAUAUGGUAAUGAGGAAAUCUUGUCCGCCAGUACCAUUUGUGCCCAAAGGAAGAAUUCGCGCCGACAUAAUGAAAAUUUACCACGACACACCAGCUAAUGGAGCACAUUUUGGUCGAGAUAAAACUAUUCACAAAAUUCAACGACGAUAUUUCUGGCCAAACAUGAUUUCGGACAUACGAAAUCAUAUCAAAUCAUGUAUUCCUUGCUGUCAAAAUAAUUAUAUGCGUCGAAAACCACCAGGUGCAUUAAAACCCAUUAGGCCACCAGAAGGAACCUGGCAAUUAUUAGCAAUGGAUUUUCAUGGACCCAUUGUACCAACAACAAAAAGCGGAAACAAAUAUAUUAUUUCCUUAACCGAUGUUCUGUCGAAAUUCGUCAUUACACAAGCGGUGCGUGAUUGCACUGCAUCAACUGCAGCACGUUUUAUCACAGAAGAAGUUAUUCUUAAAUAUGGAACUCCUAAAUGCAUACUCACAGACAAUGGCACACAUUUUACUGCUUCAAUGAUGUCUGAAUUAUUAAAAAAAAUUGGUAUCACGCAUUUAUAUUCUACACCUUAUCACCCGAUGACAAAUGGGCAAAUUGAACGAUAUAAUGCAACUAUGGAUUCAAAAAUAGCAGCGUUAUCGAAUGAAAACCGAACGAAUUGGGAUGAACAAUUACCGUUCGUUACUUUCAAUUACAACUCCAGCAUCCACACAACAACAGGACAAAUACCAUUCGAAAUGAUGUACGGUCGUUCACCGGUAUUACCCUUCGAUCAACAACAACCUAUUGUCACACUCUCAGAAGAUUCACAACACGUCAAUAAAUUAAAACAAUAUCUAUCAACAUUAACUGAUCAAGCAAAAAAUAAUAUCCUGCAACAACAACAUAAAUAUAAAGAACGAUAUGAUCGCUGUCGCGCAAAUCCAAUACACAAAAUUAAUGAUCUUGUGUUAAUAAAAACACUCCAUCGACGAAAUAAAUUUGAUAUUAGAUACGAAGGACCAUUCCGUAUAAUACAACAACUUGGUACAAAAACGUUCGUCGUUAAACACAUAAAAAAGCCCACACUGAUACGACAAGUUACGACAGAUGUCAUCAUCUCACUAUUUGAACGGAAAAAUGUGGAUUAA
Molecule: messenger RNA, 4896 nt
Organism: Rotaria sp. Silwood2
Lineage: Eukaryota; Metazoa; Rotifera; Eurotatoria; Philodinida; Philodinidae
Source: the annotation of a GenBank genome assembly